AUGGCUCAAUGGACCAUGGUUCCGGCAGACGUGCUGCAGACCAUUGCCGACUUCCUGGCCAGAGACAUUAGAGACUUUAUUCGAUUCCGUGCCGUGUGCGAGUCAUGGCGGUCGGCCACCACAGAGCUGCGCAGCAUGCCAUCUCUUCCUCCCCAGCUCCCAUGGCUGAUGCUUAGCUUCGACGAAGCCUUCACCAACACCCGAUCCUUCUACCGCCUCUCCGACCGAACGAUCCUCAACUUUCACUUGCCUGAAGUAGGCGGCAAAAGGAUCGUCGGCUCCGCCGUUGGCUGGCUGGUUUUAGUCAGUGCUGCAUCAGCAAUCUGUCUCUUCGAUCCUUUAACAAGGGCACAAGUUCACCUUCCCCCACUGACAACGCUUCCACAAGUACUGGAGUUCCGAGAGCAGGAGGUCGGUGCCGAGUAUGUCAUCGAAGAAGCACAGGAAGAUCAACAAGAAGAGGAAGAUGAAGAAGAGGAAGCUGGAGGGGCAUAUCUCUUGGGCUCGGAUCAUGUGAAAGACCUACUGGUGUUUGCUAGACCAGGAGAUGGGAAGUGGACCAUGUCCGACCGGAGAUUUAUCUGCACCGAUAUUUUAUGGCACCAAGGCCAGCUCUAUGCUGUAGAUAAUGGUGGAGUAGUUGCUGUCUGCGAGCUCAGCCCUACCUUUAAGCUUACACCAAUUACAGCUGAAGUCCCGAUCGAUUUCUUGUGGUGUUUUUUGGUGGAGUUGUGUGGGGAUCUGUUGGUAGUUUUCAGGUAUCCUGAGCACGGAUGGGAUCCUUUCCCUUGGACAGCAUAUCCAACAAGAGGAUUUGAGGUUUUUAAGUUGGAUCGAUCAAGCAAGGAGGCAAGGCUAGUCGAGGUGAAGAGCUUGGGUGAUCAUAUGCUGUUCUUGGGCACGAACAACUCGUUCUCUUUAUCAACGAAGGAUUUUCCUGGAUGGAAAGGGAACUGCAUCUAUUUUACUGCUAGUUAUUUUGAAAUCUGUGGUUUCAUAAAGCCUGAAUAAUAUUGGCACAAGUUGCCAGAUGAUGACUGUAUUUUUGAAGGUUGCCACACUGGU
Molecule: messenger RNA, 1065 nt
Organism: Phoenix dactylifera (date palm)
Lineage: Eukaryota; Viridiplantae; Streptophyta; Magnoliopsida; Arecales; Arecaceae
Source: RefSeq, a predicted model, not a curated record